AUGUCGACGCACGUCGUCGUCAUCGGCGCGGACCUGCGUCGUGCCACUAUCAAAGUCACUCCGGGCACCUACCUAAUAGAUGUCUUGCAAGAAGCGUGCAAGAAGCUCAGCAUCUCUAGCGACAAGUUCAUACUCAAGCACAAGCAAAAAACAGUCGACCUCACCGUCCCCUUCCGCACCUCAGGCCUCGUCGGCGGCGCCAAGCUCGAGCUCGUCCAGCGCUCCAACACGCCGUCGGCCGUACAGAUCGGUCUGCAGCUGCCGCAGCCCGAAGCCAAGGAGGUCCCCGGCGGCCGGCUCAUCAAGCGGCUGCCCUCGGACCUCACGCUAUGGGGCGUGCUGCGGCAGCUCGAGAGCGGCACCGACGCCAGCGCAGGGCGCAACAUCAACAUCACAGCGCGCGGAGUUGCCCGGACAAGCGCGGCUGGCGCUUUCGGUGCGGGCCAGCUAUACUACGAAACUCCCGUCCUCAAUAUCAUGGGCCGCGAUUACACGACGUUUGCCGACUUUCAAAAGACGCUGGCGCAGCUCGGGCAUAAUUCGGGCAGCGUGCUGGUUCGCUUGACCUUCAAGACGACGGACCAAACGUUGUUCGAGGCCAUGGAACAGAUUGGCCAGUACUUUAAGGAGACGAGCGAGGAGAAGAGCGCACCCGCGCAGUCACAAGCAGGGGCGGAUUCGGCACCGACAACAGAACCAAAAGCGGAGGAGGCGCAGCCCGUGCAGGUGUCGGAUACGCCCAUGACUGAGGCGCCAUCAGCUACGCAAUCACUCGCAGAGACGGCACCAGCAGCCGCUCCCGUUUCGGAGUCGAAAGAUCCCUACGAGCCUGUCGGUGUCUUCCUGGCCCCGUCCAACAGCACACCCGCUGCAGCGCUGGCGCCGGCAGAUGAGUCUGACUUUACACCGACCGUCGCGCAUGCCAAGUUGCACCAGAGCCAACUGCAGCAAAGCGGACGCAACAAGCGACUGCCAUCAGACCAGGAGCUCGCGGCCCGAGCGGCCGACGAGCAGGCUCGCGUCGCCGCAAUCAAGUCGGUGCUCGUCAAGGUGCGCUUCCCGGACAACACGAGCAGCGACUGGCAGAUGGACCACGCUGCGACUGGCGCCGUACUGCACGCUGCCGUCAGGCAUGUCAUGGCUGACCCGACGCUACCGUUUCGCCUCGUCCUUCCUGGGAGCACUCGACGCGUGGUCAGAGACGAAGCCGGCCCUACGCACGCCCUCAUCGCCGACUACAAGAUGCACGGCCGUGUACUCGUCAACCUGCUUUGGACUGACGACGUGCCGCCGGCGAAGCGACGGUUGCCGUUCCUCAAGGCCGCGAUCGCGCGCCAGGGGCGCGAGAUUGAGGUACCUGAACUACCUACGUACGAAUUGGAGGAGACGACAAAGCCUGCGCCGAGCAAGGACGACGGCCGCGGGACAGACAAGGCAGGUGAUGGCAAGGGAGGUUCCAAGGUGCCCAAGUGGUUGAAGCUGGGCAAGAAAUAG
This is a messenger RNA of Cordyceps fumosorosea ARSEF 2679, 1494 nucleotides long. Its product is annotated as GLUT4 regulating protein TUG. NCBI's taxonomy places the organism in Eukaryota, Fungi, Ascomycota, Sordariomycetes, Hypocreales, Cordycipitaceae. The record is from RefSeq and is a predicted model, not a curated record. The transcript has 2 exons. The coding region runs from base 1 to 1494 and encodes 497 amino acids.